Messenger RNA from Naegleria lovaniensis, 7164 nucleotides. RefSeq lists its product as uncharacterized. The record is from RefSeq and is a predicted model, not a curated record. The transcript has a single exon. Lineage: Eukaryota; Heterolobosea; Eutetramitea; Acrasida; Naegleriidae. The coding region runs from base 1 to 7164 and encodes 2387 amino acids.
AUGCAACCUCAGCAGCAACGAUUAAAGCCCAUUUCAGCCAAAGCUGGAUUUCGAACGCAACAUGAGCAAACAUCAUCAGCAGCAAGCAACAUGAUUCCUGCGACGGCUCGACAACGGGCGAAAACAGCAGGUGCUGCCUCAAGAAAACCUCAAACUCCGAGAAGCAAUGUACAAAAUUCGAAUCAAAGAGAGAUCACUCCUCGUGAGGGUACCACUCAAGAAACGCCCAAUUCAAACGCUGACAAUUGGAACAGUCCGAGAACUCAAACGAAUAAUCGAGGAGUAGUUCAAUUUGUGGAUGCAUCUUCUGCCUUGUCUGUCUCGUCAGAGAUGGACAUUAUCGAACAAGAAAUUGAAACCUUGUCGAACGAAGAAAACACCAGACAACCCUACUAUGACGUAUCAUUGGAUUCAAAAGUAUCUAACAUUGAAAAAACCCUUUCAGGCAACAAAUUGUCAUCGCAAAUUCUCACAGAACUUGGUGAGCUGCAGGAUGAAAAUACGGACACCUUCAUUGACGAAGAGCACGAAUUGGAAAAAAAGAAAUUAAUUGUUUUGAAAGAUUUGCAGAAAAAAUAUCCGCAAUUCAAUUCACUUCGCGACCAACCUCUUCUUGUGCCGUUCAAACCUCUGGCAGAUCCAACACCAACUCCACCCCAAGUUUUGGAGGAUGAUGAAGAGGGAGACGAAGAAGAGGAUGAUGAAACUGAAACAAAAAAACAAGGCACACCUUCGGUGACAGCAACAAACGAACAACAACAAUAUGAAAAACAACAAUACGAGAGGUCGAUAUUGGGAAACGCUACUCUGGCUGAAAUUCUGAUGGAAUUGGAAUUGGAAAAAGUAGAAAAGAAGCGAGAUGAAGUUCUCAAUGCUAAAUCAUCAAUUUUAACAUCACCAGCAGCUUCUUCGUACAAUUUUAGCUCAAAAUCAUCGGAUUUACAAAGAAAGUCUUAUCUUGACUACCGUAAAGAGAGAAACCAAACUCUGAUACAACUAGAAAAAUUACCAACAGUUUCAUUCAGAGAACCAUCUCAUAUUUCAGCAGAAAAACAAUUGAAUUUUUGUUUGGAAAAGAAGAAUACCAAGACAUAUAUGGAGAAUUUUGUCUUGUCCUUUUACAAGUACUGGAAAGAAACACAAAAAUUACAGUAUUACAAAGUCAUUACAAGAUGGCAAAAGUUUUCUGAUCGUUCUGACAUGAUUGUCAGAGCAGAACCAAUGCUUCAAUCAAAAUUAACAAGAAUUCAGAAGGAAUAUGAAUAUUCUUGUUCGAGACUAAAAGAAAUAUCCGCAGAAAUAAGAACUAGUCAUUCAAAGAACAUUAUCAAAGUGACUGAUCUUCAGACAAUUAUCCGAAAACAGCUCUAUGAUGCUCGGGCGAGAAGAAAGGUCGAUCAAUUUUUGUUAAAAUCCAAAUGGCUGCCAUACUCUGAGAGAAGAACAUUAUUCAAAAAAGCAUUUGACAUUCCAAAUGUACAGACGGAUGCGAGAGCUCCUGGAAUUUCUGUCGUUAAAUCAGAGAUUGAAGAGCAGCUGGAAACACUUAAAGAUUGUGUUGAAAUGAAAAAACUUCCCUCGGAAGAGACAGGUCAAGAAUUUUUAUAUCUUGUCAGAAACAAGUUUGAUGCAAUAUUUAAGGCUCAAUCAGCAAAGCUGAAAGUAUUACCCUAUCCUUACAAGGAAAAUGUAAAUAAUGACAAUAGUGGUUCUGGAGUUGAAAAGAAAGCUGAUUUGGCCUCAGAUACUUUCACUUAUUUGAAAGAGUCUACAUGGACCAACGACUCGAAUUACAAGUCUUCUAAACUUUUUUUCCCUCCAGUGGAAGCGUUUGAGCAAAGGCAAACGAUAUUGAUGACCAAUGAUUUGAGAAUUGAUCCACAACUUCAGAUAGAAGCCGGAUUCUUACAUACCACAGAAUUACAGUAUGCAAGGAAACGACUUAAAGAUCAAGCAGAUUCUCAUUUCAAACGAGCAAGAGUAGAGGAUGAAGUUCAGACAUAUCUUGAAGAAGGAUAUAUAGCCGAACGAAAAUUACCUCAUACCAAUGAAGAAGAUCACAAUGUAGAGGGAAAAGCGAUCCACAACAAAGUAGCAGCUCUAUACCUUCUCAGAUUCAUACGAGUUCGUGAAUUUAAAAGAAAAUUGUUAGACAUUCUGAAUUACUUUAGGUCCAUUGAGAAACGGCUCUAUUUUGACCACAUUGGAUAUUUGACAACAACAGAAAACGCAAGCUCGAGUUUUAUUAGAAAAUUUUUUGUUUCUUCUGAUGAUUUAGAGAAACUUGCUUCCACCGACUCUCUUCCUCUCAAUGCCACCUUCAGAGACGAUAAAUACUCGCUUCAUUUGAAACGAGAUGUAGUAGUUAGAGAUGCAAAUGGACUGAAAAUCAUGUAUGACGCUGCUCUCAAAGAUUAUGAGGCGCUAGAAGAACGCCUGCUCAAAAUUGGGUCAUACUUUAUUGAGAAAAACCUAGCAUCAUUUCCAAAACUGCAAGUGGACAGAUUCGUGGUUUUGGAGGGUUUACUUGAAAGUGAAACAUGGUUCCAAGACUCUAAACGUAAAGUCAUCGAUUGCUAUAUGGAAGCUUAUGAACACUGUUACGAACCUAAGGAACAAUUACGUUUGGCUAGCGCAAUCAUGCAAAUUAUGAAAACCACUCCAAAGUUCAAUUUAGAGAGUCACUAUUUUUCCGAAAGUUAUGCUUCAGAAAUUAUUUGCUUGGAAUUGUAUCAUAGUUUAUUGAAAGAUAUUCUCAAGGAGCAAAUUAGGGAUGAAAAAGAUUAUCUUUCAUUUAUAUAUGAAGCGAUUGACCCAACAACCGACAGAAGUGGGUUUCCUGACAACAUAACUUUGGAUAACUUUGCACAAGCAGAGCUCUUCCCUGGAUCAUCUAAAGUGGGAUUUCUCGACUUUUAUACAUCAACAAGCAUAAUUGGUCGAAUUCAUGAUCAUUUGGAGAAAGCUGUUCACAACAUUACUAGCUCAUUUAAAUUUAAGAAUGUGCUUUCUUUGAAUGCGGUGAGAAGAUCUGUUUUGCAACAACUCAUAGUUGAAUGGAAACUAAUUGCUAAGGAAGAAAAGAUCCAAAAGGCAAUUAAAAGCAAAUUAUCAGAAGAGCGAUCUGCCAUUGAAGACACCAACAUUUUAGAAGAUCCAAAUGAGUUGAUAUUUUUGUUGAAUACUGUAAUAGACACAGAGAAAAUGCCAAAGCAUACCGAUGACCAAGAAAAUGUGGUGACUAGAGACACGGAAGGGGGUUUCUCCAUGGCAGAAAAAGACUCCAUUCCUCUACAAUACUUUUCGAAUUUAGUUGAAAUGGUCACCAUGUGGAAACAUUUAACAAAAGAACUCUUGGAAACAGAUAUUCUCACAGCAAUCUUUAACUCACAAGCCACCCUCGUUGGUACAGCACAACAAUCCAUGAGCUCAGCCCUUGGCCCACUAAACUUUGACACCAAGGAUGUAUUUAAUGACUCCCAGCACCUAUUUCCUGAAAUGAAAACACAAUACCUCACCAACUUGGCCAUUGUCGAAUUUGAUAGCUCAAUGGCAGAAGUUAAUUUCAACUCUUUUGAUGGUAUCAAACGGUUGGUUGGGCUUGUUGGACUGUUCGAGCUAAGGCAUGUGUAUCAGUAUCAAAUGCUGCAAAAAAUUCUUUAUGAAACAGCUGUAAAAUAUAAUCAAACACCUCUCGACGAUUUCUACGUAGCCCAAGAAAAGAAAGAAUUUUUUGUGACGUCAAUGAAUACUCAAAAUGAUACAGCUCAGUAUAUCACAAAGGAGGUUCUUCAAGAGUUAUUCCUUACGUUCAACAACAUGAAAAUACCCAUACGUCAGAGAAUCCUAAAGGAGUAUCAAAAGUUAUCCGAAGGUAUUAUCAAAAGUAAGCGAGCGAAUGUUGUUAGAAAAUACCUUAGAGAUCUCAAGUUCAGGCUUUCUGCCAGUUUUUGUACUUCCAUGUUGUCAGCCAUUCAGCCCUAUAUUUUAAAAUGUGAUAUUGUAGACGUUAUACGUGAGCUUAGAGCGACACUAGGAUCUGUUUCAGCUGAUAGUGGAUUUUUGAUUGGUAAGCCCGAUCAUAACGUUCAAAUUUCAUCACAUGGAGUAGUCUCAAAGAAUAAGGAUGACCAUGCAAACAAAUGCGUGCUAGCAAAAGAUGGUGAGGUUGUGAAUGUAACCUAUGUUCCUCACUUUGUUCAAAUAAUGAGAACCUCUUUCAUUCAGGCCAAUGAAGAAGAGAACACAACAACUGAGAAUUUUUAUAACUUGUUGCAGAUACUACAACGAACAUUCGUCAUUCUGAAAUUUUGGACUAUCAGUAUUCAAGCUACUGCAAAACUCUAUGAUAUAAUCAUCAAUGAAGGAUAUGGUUUGGAAAAGGCGUUAGAAACCAAUUGCAAGUCAUUAACAUCGGAGCUUGAACACUUGAGACAGCCAGAAAACCCUUCCACAGUUGUCAAUUAUUUGACAUCAAAAUGUGAAACUCUUUUUUUGAAAUACCUUCUCGUAUUGGACAACUUGAAACACAAAUUACGAAAAGAAGGAAUGAAAUCAAGCAUGAUUGCCGAGAAUUAUUUACAAAGUAUUAUCCAUGAGCCCACGGAAGAAAACCUAUCAGAAGCUGAUUUGUAUGUUAUCUCUCCAAGGCAUCUUGACGAAGAAAAACGAGAAAAGUACACAGGACUCGACGCAAGCCACCAAUAUAUUUUACCUCUCAAAUGUUUAAACAAUCUACUGUUAGAGCUACAUGACUCUGAGAGAAAUUACUUUUCUGCCGAAGAUGCAAACGUCACUUUAUACAUGGAAGAGUUGUUGACAGAAGAAAAAGUUUACCCUAACAGCAUGCCUGAGCAAGCUGUGAAGAUGCAAUUAGACUUCUUGAAGACUUCCGUGUUGAUGUACAAGCUGAGGGAUUACUUUUUAGAUCUUAGUUGCAACGGAUCAAAAUUAAUGUUGCAGGAUGAGGCAAAAAUGGAAGACUUGUACAACCACAUUAUUUUUAAAAAGGCAAAACGAAUUUAUGAGAAACAGUUGAAAGGACUCAUUUCGACAUUGGAACAAAAAUCAACAAAUGACAUCUAUGAUAUGGCCAUUCAACAAAAGGCAAAGAAGAAAAAAGAAAAAGAUCUUAGGGACAAACAAGUGUCUAUAUUGUUUCAAGAAAUAUCCAAGCUUCUCAUUUCCAAAUCUAUCCAAGAAAUGAAAGAAACAUAUGCAAUACUCAAAAAAGAGCUUCAGAAAAUGGAAGAACCAUCAUCGAAUAUUGAUAGCGAUUCAUUCGAAGAUUCAAAGGUACAAAUAUUUCAUUCCUUUUUGGACAUACUUUUGAGAAAUGGAGGAAAAACCAGCUCCAAGAACGAGGAAACUCAAAUAACUAUUAACGAAAAAGAUCUAGAGAAAGCAUUAGAGGAAGUUGGUCAGAAAAUUCAAGAUUGGAAGACUGAGUACAUUCGAUUUUUAGAGUACAAGUCAUCCGAAGUCAUUGAUCAUUUGAAACGAAGUCUAUUUACGUCAGAGCAAAAAGUCAAGUUUUUACUCUACAAGAGAGACGUGGACAGAAAGUCGUUAAAACGCAGAAUUGACGCCGAAGUGGAUGACAAAAAUUAUGAUUUGGUGUUCCUGGUGAAUAAUAUAUUGUGGAAAAAUAAGGAACUAGAACAUCAACUUAAGGAGGUAAAAUCCCAUGUUCGAAGCGAAUUAGUUCAUGAAUAUGAAGACCUUGUUCGAAACUUGUACAAGGAGCUUGUUUCAACAAAUGGAAAAGUUGCAAAAUUCAAAAAAGAUUUUCUCCAAAAUCUUGAUCAACGAUUUUAUGAAGUGCGAGAGAACACAUUUUUCGAAAUUGCCACUCAGAAAGAUAUUGGAGAUGCCUCCUUCAAAAAGAAGGCUCUUGAAGUUGCUAUGGAAGAUAGCGAAUUGAACAAGUUCAGACGAGAGAAUGAAGAUCUCAAAGUUCAGCAUACACAAUUGCAGUCCCUGUACAAGAUUCGGCUCAUCACUCUCCAAUCAAAGUAUGAAAAAUUAAUUUUAGAAGCAGAGAAAAAGCGAGACGAAGCUCUCAAGGAUUUCUAUGCAAGUAAAUAUGAAGUAGGACUUAGAGAAAAUCAAUUGAGACAAGAAUUAUUGAAAACACAGCAACAACUCAGUAAUGCAGAAAUGGAAGUUGAGCAAUUACGAAAGGAUCUUCAGCUUCAAAUCAAGAACAAACAAAAAUUAGUGCAUUGGAAAGUCAAAAACGCUCAACUAUUGGAAGAACUGGAGGAAAAAGUUGAAAAAUACGAAAGAUGGAGCCACACCAAUGUAGACAAACUUUUACUCGAGCUCGAAGAAAAGAAACGAGAAGCAGGACAUUAUGAAAAGAUAAAGGAACGUAUGAAAGAGAAAACAAAUGCCAUCGAUUUUAAAAAUCAAAAAACCAUCGAAACUCUUAAAAAGAAGUUAGCAAAAGAGCAAGCCAUGAAAUCCAAAAUCAUGGAACAAUUGGAAAGCAUGAAAGAGAAUUAUGUUCCAAGUGACGACUCGUCAUGGCAAGCAAAAUACUAUCAAGCCAUGAAUGAAUUGCAACAAGCUCAAAAAGAAAAUGCCUCUCUCAAAAUCAUGCUCGAGACAAAGACUUCUUUCACAGAGCCGAAUGUGGAUUCUGAAUUAGAAAAUCCACCCAUUGUGAAUUUGGAUGGCCACAAUGCGGUUGUUCGAACCACUCCUUCACCUCCAAGCUCUGGAAGAAAGACAGCCUCUCCCUCCACUCUGUUGAGACCCAUUUCUGAAGGAGACACUCCUGCAGCCAUGUUUCUCAUUGAAAAUGCACCAAAAAAGAGACCUUCCACAGGAGUGGCACGAGUCAAGGCGAAUAAUAAUCUCAACUCUCAGAACUCAACAACGAAUAUUGUCCAACAACAACUUCAACAAUUCAAGAAGGCAGUUUCUCAGUCGAACGCAAGCAGUAUUACCAAUCCAUCCACUUCUGGUGCCUCUGCACGACCUCUCACCGUUCUACCAACAUAUGGAAAAGGUAUGGUUGGAGGAAUGCCGUUACAGCAAAAACGAAGAGCCAUGUCAGCAGGAACCAAAACUCGAAGACCAUCCCAUCAUCAACCUUCCACAACAACGAUCAACGGUGCUCAGACAAUCACCAAUGUAUCGUCAUCUGAACAACUCUAA